Molecule: messenger RNA, 1417 nt
Organism: Drosophila virilis
Lineage: Eukaryota; Metazoa; Arthropoda; Insecta; Diptera; Drosophilidae
Biological process (GO): positive regulation of transcription by RNA polymerase II
Cellular component (GO): RNA polymerase II transcription regulator complex
Molecular function (GO): transcription coactivator activity
Source: RefSeq, a predicted model, not a curated record
CUCAGUCGCGACGCUGGCUGUUGGCGUUGGCCUAUAAAUUUGUGCGUAUCGCCAUCUGGGGACAUCAGUUGAGUUUUGUCUAGUCCAGGCAGUAGACGCAACCCCCCCAAUAGUGCGCAUUCCAUUGAAGAUGAAGCUCUUCGCUUGUAUUGUAGUUGCCCUGCUGGCGCUCGGCACGCCCGCCCAAGCCUUCCUGGGCGCCAAAUUGGCUUUGCUCAGGGCCAUUAGCGGCGGUGGCGGUGGCGGCAGCGGCGGCGGCGGCUAUGGCGGCGGCGGCUAUGGCGGUGGCGGCUAUGGCAGCGGCGGCUACUCGGGUGGCUACAACCAGGGCUACUACACACAGCCCAGCCGUCCAGUGUACAACAACUAUGGCGGCGGCUACAGCAGCAGCGCCAGCAGCAGCGGCAGCAGCAGCUACGGCGGCGGCUAUGGCGGCGGCUAUGGCGGCGGCUAUGGCGGCGGCUAUGGCGGUGGCUACGGCGGCGGCAACGAGCAGGUCAUCAAGGUCAUCAAAGUGGUGGAGCAGCCCCAGAGCUUUGCUCGUUCCAGCGGCGGCUACGGUGGCGGCUACGGCGGCGGCUAUGGCGGAGGUUAUGGCGGCGGCUAUGGCGGCAGCAGCAGCUAUGCCAAUGCGGGCAGCUACUCCAGCGCCGUUUCUCAGGCACCUGCUGUGACCUACAGUGCGCCAGCACCAGCUCCAGUUCCAGUUACAUACGCGGCACCGGCGCCAGUUACCUACUCAGUGCCCGCACCACAGCCCGCUCCGAUUACCUACUCAGUGCCCGCACCCCAGCCCGCUCCAGUUACCUACUCAGUGCCCGCACCACAGCCCGUGGUGCGUGUGCUGCCAGCGCCAGCGCCAGCUCCCAUCACCUACUCAGUGCCCGCCCCGCAGCCCGUGGUGCGUGUGCCCGCGCCCCAGCAGUACGUGAAGACCAUCAAGGUAAUUGUCGAUGAGGACAACGGCGGCAUCAACCGUGUGCCCAGCCCAGUCUAUGGCGCACCCGCGCCUGCAGUCUCCAGCUGGAGCAACGCUGGUUCCUCGGCAGGAGCCUACAGCAACGAUGGCUGGCAGAACGGUGGCUCCGGCUCCGGCUAUAACAAUGGCGGCUGGAAGAGCGGCGGCAUCUGGGAGAAACUGGCGGCCGGCUGCUAAGCUUGGCGUCAAUCCCUGAACUCUCCUUCCCCAAUCUCCCUCCCAAACGGACUUGUUAAACUAUCUAGCCUGCGAUCUGUGCACCUAAACUUACUCAACUGUUUUUAAUUUUUUUUGUUUUUUUUUUGUUUAGUUUUAAAUACAAACGACGCAUAAUUUUUCUCCCAAUUUGUUUGCUUUCCUGAUUUCGAUCUACAAUCUAAUGCUGUGCUUUUUUUUUUGGCCAGAAUAAAAAGUCAGCUUAUUGUGUAAUAUCCUCAA